Messenger RNA from Saccostrea cuccullata (small rock oyster), 1175 nucleotides. Its product is annotated as tRNA selenocysteine 1-associated protein 1-like. The record is from RefSeq and is a predicted model, not a curated record. The transcript has 10 exons. Gene Ontology annotation, cellular component: nucleus. NCBI's taxonomy places the organism in Eukaryota, Metazoa, Mollusca, Bivalvia, Ostreida, Ostreidae. Bases 84 to 944 code for a protein of 286 amino acids. Gene Ontology annotation, molecular function: tRNA binding. Gene Ontology annotation, biological process: selenocysteine incorporation.
UACGACUUGAUAACGGAUUUUUGUGAAUGAGCGAGUGAGGUUGCGUUUGUGUCGUUUUUGGAAAAGGAAACAAUAUUUAAAGAAUGGCAGCUGCUUCUACAUCACUUUGGAUGGGAGAUUUGGACCCAUACAUGGAUGAAUCCUUCAUCUCUAUGGCUUUCAAACAGAUGGGUGUUGCUGUUAAAGGAAUUAAAGUCAUCAAAAGCAAAACAACAGGAUUGCCUGCAGGUUACUGCUUCAUUGAUUUUCAUGAUCAUGAAAAUGCUCACCAGGCCAUGCUAAAACUGAAUGGAAAGAACAUACCCAACAGUAGCCCUCCAAGACGUUUCAAGUUAAAUAGUGCCAGCUAUGGAAAGGAACAUCUAUCAACGCCGGAGUUUUCCCUCUUUGUUGGAGACUUGACAGAAGAAGUAGAUGAUUACACACUGUACCAGGCUUUCUCUAGACGCUUUAGGUCUUGCAGGUCUGCAAAAGUGGUUUUAGAGCCCGGUGGUAAAAGUAAGGGGUAUGGAUUUGUAAGGUUUACAGAGGAGACAGAUCAACAGAGAGCUCUUAUAGAGAUGCAACACAUGCAGGGAGUGGGGAAAAAGCCAAUACGAGUCAGUCUCGCCACCCCUAAAAGGCCCAUGGCCCAAGAUCCAAAUGCAGCAUACUAUGGAAACUACUAUGGCCAAAACUACUACAACAACCCGUAUUAUAACUAUUACGGAUAUAACGCAUAUAAUCAGUACUACGAUCAGUAUGGAGGCUAUAAUAAUUAUUACGAAAAUCCACAGGAAGAGGACCCAGAGGCUUUAGAAGAACCUGAGUUAGAAGUAGAUGUAUUCAGAUACAACAAGGAUUACAUGGAACAGAGUGAGGAAAUAUUUGAUGUGCUGGAACUUUCUCGAUGGACGCCACUUGAUUCUGUCAAUUCUAAACUCCCACCUGUGAAGUUGGUGUGACGUAUUACUUGGGGGAAAAAACUCAACUUUUUAAUGGCAACUUUGUUUUCCAAAUUUAUGGGACUAUCAUGUAAAAAGUUUGUUUACUGUAACAAAUGACCAAACUAAAGUGUUCUAAUUUUAUGAUCAAUGGUUUAAAUGAAGACUCGGAGAUUUUUUAAAAGUGAUUUAAGUUUAAGGGCAAUAAUUCAUAAUGUAUGAAUUUUGAAAUAAAAUUGAUGUAUAUCCAUA